Molecule: messenger RNA, 1222 nt
Organism: Magallana angulata
Lineage: Eukaryota; Metazoa; Mollusca; Bivalvia; Ostreida; Ostreidae
Product: homeobox protein unc-42-like
Exons: 4
Coding region: 31-798 (255 amino acids)
Biological process (GO): regulation of transcription by RNA polymerase II
Molecular function (GO): DNA-binding transcription factor activity, RNA polymerase II-specific; RNA polymerase II transcription regulatory region sequence-specific DNA binding
Source: RefSeq, a predicted model, not a curated record
CCAUAACAAUCAUAAAAAAAAUACACCAAAAUGACUGACGAUAGAAUUCAUGGAGAUGAUGGUAUGAGCAAGAGGAAACUCGAAGAAUUUUCGUCUAUCUACAAUUUGGACAAUGCUUCAAGUUCUCGGAACCUCUCCGACCUUAAUGGUACCGAAGGCGCGUUUAAGAAAAUAAAACACGAGCCUGGGACGGGAACCAGCGGCUCCGGAAUUGGUGCUGGAAGUUCAAACCCCGCAGCUUGCCCCACGCCUGCAAGACGUCGCCACCGCACCACAUUCACACAGGAACAACUUCAGGAGUUGGAGAAUGCGUUUGCCAAAAGUCACUAUCCGGAUAUCUACUGCCGGGAAGAACUAGCCAGAAUUACCAAACUGAACGAAGCCCGAAUACAGGUAUGGUUCCAGAACAGAAGAGCCAAAUACAGAAAACAAGAGAAACAGUUAGCCAAGUCCCUGUCGCCAGUGAUGAACCCGGCUUGUGGGGCCAUGAUGAAAAAUAUAUACCCCACCACAUCCCGGCCAUACGGGGCUUACCCCACCCCUCCCUCAAUGAACACUAUGUCCAGAUAUCCCCAGAUGAACACGGGCUACUCCCCCGUUGCCCAGUUCUCGAGCAUGUCGGGAAUGUCCACCAGCAAUAUGGCCACGAUGCCGCGACAGGUUCAGCAGUUUCCCAUGACAACCGAUUACAACCUGGAUGCCCACGAAGAUGACUGGUAUAACAAGAGUCUCACGGCCUUGCGAAUGAACAACACACAUCAUGGUCUAUCGAAUCCCGUGCUGCAAUAUCAAGCGUGACUAGAAAGCACGUGCAAUGUAGACCUUGUAUUCUAAAGAAAAAAACCGCCAACAUACGCUGUGUAUUAUAGAAAUUAUAUAGUAUAUAUUUAGUGCUGAAGGGAGAAACUAUGACGAUAUUCGUAUAUUCUAAUGAUAACAUGUAUAUUGUAUUCUGUUCCAAUGAAUGGGAGAAAUUGAAAUCCCGCAUACAUCUAUAUCUAGAUGCCAUGUACAUAUUUAUUCAUUGAUCAUUGACAGUCCUGCUUAUAUAUGUUUAUGGUCUCAGUUUAGUCUUAAAUUGAGAAAAAAAGUUUUGAAAACGAGUAAAACGCGAUGAUUAUUUUCGGUCACAAAGUGAUGGGUAUGUCUCCAUUUGUCUUGUAUUUUGUGGAUAUAUUAAAAACUGUACAACAGUGGUCAUUGCGUACUUUAUAACUUAAAA